AUGUUUAUUACAGUUACGUGUUUGUGUAGGCUUGAACAAGAAUCUGGAUUUUACUUUAAUGUUAAGUAUUUUGAGGAGAAAGUCCAUGCUGGCGAAUGGGAUGAAGUUGAGAAAUACCUGUCUGGAUACACCAAGGUUGAUGAUAACCGAUACUCAAUGAAGAUUUUCUUUGAAAUCAGAAAACAGAAGUAUCUUGAAGCUCUUGAUAGGCAAGACAAGCCAAAGGCAGUUGAGAUAUUGGUAAAUGAUCUGAAAGUCUUCUCAACAUUCAAUGAAGAUUUAUUUAAGGAAAUUACACAGCUCUUGACACUUACAAAUUUCAGGGAAAAUGAGCAGCUAUCCAAGUAUGGUGAUACUAAAACAGCUCGUAGCAUCAUGUUAGUAGAGCUUAAAAAGCUAAUAGAAGCAAAUCCCCUUUUCCGAGAAAAGCUUGUUUUUCCUACCUUGAAGUCAUCAAGAUUGAGGACUCUGAUUAACCAAAGUUUAAAUUGGCAACACCAGUUGUGUAAGAAUCCAAGGCCAAAUCCAGAUAUCAAGACUUUAUUCAUAGACCACUCAUGCACACCUGCAAAUGGAAGUAUCGUACCUACACCUGUCAAUCUUUCACCUGCUGCAGUCACGAAACCCAGUGUUUAUACAUCGCUUGGAGCACAUGGUCCCUUUCCCCCUACUGCAGCCAAUGCAAAUGCUAAUGCUUUAGCAGGUUGGAUGGCAAAUGCUGCUGCUUCUUCUUCUGUCCAGGCAGGUGUUGUUUCUGCAUCAUCUUUAGCUGCUCCACCAAAUCAAGUAUCCUUUUUGAAACGUGCUGCAACACCCCUUACAACACUUGGUAUGGCGGAGUAUCAGAGUCCUGAUCAUGAACAAUUAAUGAAACGUUUGCGUCCUACACAGCCAGUUGAAGAGGUUACAUAUCAAUCUACACGACAACAAGUGUCAUGGUCCAUGGAGGACUUGCCAAGAACUGUAGCCUUUAGUAUGCAUCAAGGAUCAACUGUAACAACUAUGGAUUUUCAUCCUUCUCAUCAAACAUUGCUUCUUGUUGGAUCUGUGAAUGGUGACAUCACGAUUUGGGAAGUUGGUUCGCGUGAGAAACUGACAUCAAAAUCGUUCAAGAUAUGGGACAUGUCAACUUGCUCUUUGUCCUUUCAGGCCUCAUUUACCAAAGAUGCACCCAUGUCUGUGAACCGUGUUAAAUGGAGUCCAGAUGGAAAUAUUAUUGGUGUGGCUUUCAGUAAACAUUUAAUCCAUUUAUAUGCUUAUGGUGCACCAAACGAUUUACGCCAGCAGUUAGAGAUUGAUGCUCAUGUUGGAGGAGUGAAUGACUUGGCCUUUGCUCAUCCAAACAAACAGCUGUGUGUUGUUACUUGCGGGGAUGAUAAGUUAAUAAAGGUGUGGGAUUUAACUGGACGAAAACUAUUCAAUUUUGAAGGACAUGAAGCACCGGUUUACUCUAUAUGCCCUCAUCAGAAAGAAAAUAUUCAUUUCAUAUUUUCAACUGCAAUUGAUGGUAAGAUUAAGGCAUGGCUGUAUGACAACAUGGGAUCUAGAGUUGACUAUUCUGCCCCUGGUCAUGGCUGCACCACUAUGCUAUACAGUGCUGAUGGCAGUCGGUUGUUUUCUUGUGGAACAAGUAAAGAAGGGGAGUCUUCUCUUGUUGAAUGGAAUGAAAGUGAAGGAGCACUUAAGAAGACUUAUACUGGUUUUAGAAAGAAAUCAAGUGGUGGUGUUGCACAUUUUGACACAACUCAGAACCACUUUUUGGCUGUUGGAGAAGAAAACCAAAUAAAGUUUUGGGACAUGGAUAGUAUCAAUAUUCUUGCUACCACAGAUGCUGAUGGUGGACUCCCGAUUUUUCCACGGUUGAGGUUCAACAAGGAAGGUAAUCUUCUUGCUGUUGCUACUGCUGACAAUGGGAUCAAGAUUCUUGCAAAUGUUUCUGGCUUGAGGUCUGUAAGAGCAACUGAAGCCCCCCCGCCUUUUGAAGUAUCAAAGUCUUCAGUUGAACCAACUGCAAUUAAGAUGGAUCAGAUACCUACCUCUUCUGCUAUUGCUACUGCUAGUGCUGUUAACUGUAAAGUGGAGAAAACCUCACCUGUCAGACCUUCCAACUUUCUCAAUGGUGAUUCUGUGGGCCAAAGCUUAGAAAAGGCAAGGAAUCUGGAUGAUUCACCAUGCCCAGACAGCUCAGAUGCCUCCAAUAGGGUUGCUCGACUUCUUUAUACAAAUUCUGGAGUUGGGGUUGUAGCCCUUGGAUCAAAUGGCGUUCAAAGGCUGUGGAAGUGGGCUCGCAAUGAACAAAAUCCAACUGGAAAAGCCACUGCCAAUGUUAUUCCACAACAUUGGCAACCAAACAGUGGUCUUCUUAUGACAAAUGAUGUGACAGGUGUGAACCUUGAAGAAGCAGUUCCAUGCAUAGCACUCUCAAAGAAUGAUUCUUAUGUGAUGUCUGCUUCAGGUGGGAAAAUUUCAUUGUUCAACAUGAUGACAUUCAAGGUUAUGACAACAUUUAUGCCACCUCCACCUGCUUCAACCUUCCUAGCAUUUCAUCCUCAAGAUAACAAUAUUAUUGCUAUUGGUAUGGAGGAUUCAACAAUUCACAUAUACAAUGUUCGGGUGGAUGAGGUGAAAUCGAAGCUAAGAGGUCAUCAAAAGAGGAUAACUGGUCUUGCUUUUUCUACCCAUUUGAAAAUAUUGGUUUCAUCGGCUGCUGAUGCUCAUAUUUGUUUUUGGAGCAUUGAUUCAUGGGAAAAGAGGAAAAUGGUACAAAUACAACUACCUCCUGGUAAGUCAGCUACAGGUGACACUCGAGUCCAGUUCCACUCGGAUCAGACACAAUUGCUGGUAUCCCACGAAACACAGUUGGCACUAUACAAUGCUUACAAGAUGGAACACAUACGUCAGUGGGUCCCUCAAGACAACCUUUCGGCACCUAUAUCUUAUGCUUCAUACUCGUGCAACAGUCGCCUAGUCUAUGCUUCCUUUUGCAAUGGCAAUAUCGGUGUAUUUGAUGCCGACAACUUAAAACUAAGAUGUCGCAUUGCCCCUUCUGUAUAUAUACCAGUACCACUACCACCAUCACUAUCAAACGGAAAUCAAGGACCGUACCCGGUUGUGGUGGCAGCGCAUCCGCAGGAGCAAAAUCAGUUUGCGGUGGGAAUGUCAGAUGGAGCUGUUAAGGUAAUAGAACCUUUGGAAUCGGAAGGAAAAUGGGGUGUAAGUCAACCUGACGAGUAGAAUACUACGGUUAUAUAGAUUUUUAUUAUUAUUAUUAUUAUUUAAGGUAGGGAUGUGGCGUGUUUAUAAUAAUCUUCAAUCUCCCUAGUGGUUGAUUAAUUUUAUGAAUUUAUUCAUUAAUCAAAAG
Messenger RNA from Lactuca virosa, 3361 nucleotides. The record is from the annotation of a GenBank genome assembly. NCBI's taxonomy places the organism in Eukaryota, Viridiplantae, Streptophyta, Magnoliopsida, Asterales, Asteraceae.